Molecule: messenger RNA, 480 nt
Organism: Haemonchus placei
Lineage: Eukaryota; Metazoa; Nematoda; Chromadorea; Rhabditida; Trichostrongylidae
Source: the annotation of a GenBank genome assembly
AUGGGUCUGACUCGAGGCCAAUCAGCAAACGAGUUCCACUACAAAGCCGACAGAGGCGCCACUUUUGCUGCUGCAACGAACAUGAAGCGAAAGUCAGAAGGGUUGAUGUGUGGGGAUUCACGUGGGUGGGGUGUCACAAACAUGGGCGACAACAGCCCAUGUUUCCAAGCCUAUAUCCCAUCUCAUCAGCUAAACAGAACUGGUUCCCAGUGUAUUUGUUGUUCGAUUCACAUGGAUGCUGGCGAUAGCCACGAAGAUGAAGAUGAGACGGCUGAUCUUACGGGCAAUGCGAUGGGCACAUAUCGCACUGAUGUGAGAGCGAAAACCUCCCCAAUCAUGCAUACAUUGCAUUCGUUGGGGGUGACGUCAGCCCCAGCGAAGGGCACCACGGGAUGGUGUGGGAAUCAUCGCAUCGAUCGGCGAACGAUUUCACGUCCACGGUCGAUUGGUGGGGUUCACGAGCGAAUAGCUCAAAUGUGA